Molecule: messenger RNA, 1137 nt
Organism: Ostrinia furnacalis (Asian corn borer)
Lineage: Eukaryota; Metazoa; Arthropoda; Insecta; Lepidoptera; Crambidae
Gene: Mettl4
Product: Methyltransferase like 4
Exons: 5
Coding region: 77-1132 (351 amino acids)
Biological process (GO): methylation
Cellular component (GO): nucleus
Molecular function (GO): nucleic acid binding; methyltransferase activity
Source: RefSeq, a predicted model, not a curated record
AUCAGCGGUUUUGUUUUCGUCGUUUCGUGUUGUUGUUUGUAAAAAUAUUUAAUUACAAACAAAGAAUAUUCUGAAAAUGACUCUUGUAUUCGAUACAAAUGAUUGCUGUCUAUUAGAUCAUAGACGAUAUGUAACAAACUUAUACAGAAAAGUUGUGGACGACGAACAAGUAACUUCUUUUGAAUUGAGUGAGAAGUUGUUUCACAUAGUAAAUAGGAAUAAUUCCAGGGACAUACACAGAAAAAGAAAAAACAAGUCUAAUGAGUAUCAUGAAGAGACAUUGAACAUUAAAAUGCAGUAUGAAAAAUUUUUGGAUGAAAUACCAAUAUCAAUCAAAGAAGUACUUUGUAAAGAAAACCUUACAAUUGAUUCUUCAGAGGUUCUCAAACUAUCCCAGUUGCUAUGUGAAGGAACAAUAUUUGAGCACAAUGGCCUGAAUGGUGGAAAUAAUCUGGGAAGCCCUUUAAAGUGUAAAGUAAGGAAUGAAUAUUUCCUAAUACCUCAAAACUGUAGGUUUUUUUGUGGCUGUGUUAAGGAGCAGUGCCCAAAGUUGGAUGGCAAUAAGUUUGACAUACUUGUGGCUGAUCCUCCUUGGUGGAACAAGUACAUACGACGAUUGAAGAAUGCUAAUGACAAAUUGAGUUAUAAUAUGAUGUACAAUGAAGAUAUAGCCAGCAUUCCAGUCAAGAACCUUCUAGCAUCAGAUUGCAUAAUAGCUGUUUGGUGUACUAAUGCCCAAAGCAACAUUGACGCUGUCAAGAAUUUGAUAUUCCCUAAAUGGGGUGUUGAGUAUGUCACCACUUGGUACUGGUUGAAAGUUACCAUAGACUUGAAACCUCUGUGUCCGUUCAGUGCUGGAUGUAAGAAGCAGCCCUAUGAGAGAAUCAUUCUAGGGAGAGUGGGCAAAAUUAAAGAUAUACCAAAGGAAAAAAAUAUAUUGAGUGUGCCAAGUGCUCUGCAUUCACACAAACCUCCUUUGUUAGAUAUACUGAAGCCAUAUUUGAAUAAGGAAAACCCUGAAGCAUUGGAACUGUUUGCAAGAUAUCUCCUCCCAAAUACAACAAGUGUUGGAUAUGAACCUUUGAAAUGGCAACACAUAUCAUUGUAUGAGAAAAUUACAAGUGAUACAUAAAUUAA